This is a messenger RNA of Anoplophora glabripennis (Asian longhorned beetle), 1735 nucleotides long. RefSeq names its product arrestin homolog (gene Arr2). Gene Ontology annotation, molecular function: G protein-coupled receptor binding. Gene Ontology annotation, biological process: signal transduction; G protein-coupled receptor internalization. Bases 220 to 1425 code for a protein of 401 amino acids. The transcript has 3 exons. NCBI's taxonomy places the organism in Eukaryota, Metazoa, Arthropoda, Insecta, Coleoptera, Cerambycidae. The record is from RefSeq and is a predicted model, not a curated record. Gene Ontology annotation, cellular component: cytoplasm.
CACAUUGUUUCUACAACCAGGGUAAUAUGACGCAAACAUCUUAGAAGAAUUCGUAUAUCCAAAUCCAAUUUAAGAUAAUCUAAUUACCAUCCUCAAACGAAACCUUACGCGACCAUAUAAAUAGAAAACAAAACGGCAGCAACAUCACUUUUGGUAGAAGUAUCAACUCACACUAUCGAACUAGUCGUCGAGAAUAUUUCGGUCCCUUCUCCACAACAAAUGGUUGUUGCAGUCAAAGUAUUCAAAAAGACAACACCAAAUGGUAAAGUCACCGUUUACCUGGGAAAGAGGGACUUCAUAGACCACCUAGACCACGUCGAUCCCAUCGAUGGAGUCGUCGUUGUCGACGAUGCCUAUCUCCAAGGGCGGAGAGUUUACGGCCAGGUGCUCACGGUGUACCGCUAUGGCCGGGAGGAGGAUGAGGUCAUGGGCGUCAAAUUCAGUAAGGAGAUGGUCAUAGACACCGACCAGAUAGCCCCUUCGAAGAAAGAGAAAGAACAGCUGACCCCGAUCCAAGAGAAAUUGGUGAAGAAGAUGGGACCGAACGCCUACCCCUUCACAUUUCACUUCCCCGAGAUGGCCCCCUGCUCCGUCACUCUCCAACCAGGCGAAGAUGACCAAGGAAAGCCUCUAGGCGUCGAGUACUACGUGAAAUGCUAUGUGGGAGCUAAUGAGGAAGACAAGGGCCACAAGCGCAGCACCGUCCAAUUGGCAAUUAAAAAACUCCAAUAUGCUCCGCUAGUCAAAGGAGUUACACGUCUUCCAAGUUCUUUGAUCUCCAAAGGGUUCACCUUCUCCAGCGGAAAGAUCAGCUUGGAGGUCACCUUGGAUAAAGAUACCUAUUACCACGGCGAAAAGGUAGCUGCUAACAUUAUGAUCAGCAAUAAUUCAAGGAAGCAAGUACGGAACAUCAAAGUGUACGUCGUGCAACACUGUGAGGUGACCAUGGUAAAUGCCCAGUUCUCCAAAUACGUGGCUAGCCUGGAAACACGCGAAGGUUGUCCCAUCACCCCGGGCGCUAGCUUCACCAAGGUAGCCUACCUGGUGCCCUUGGCCUCCAGCAAUAAAGAUCGUAGAGGCGUAGCCCUAGACGGUCGCCUGCGCGACGAUGACGCUAAUCUAGCCAGCUCCACCUUGGUUCCCGAAGGAAAAUGUCCCAUCGAUGCCAUAGGUAUCGUCAUUUCAUACUCCCUGAGAGUGAAGUUGAACUGCGGCACGCUUGGGGGUGAACUGAUCACUGAUGUGCCCUUCAAGCUGUUGCACCCAGCCCCUGGUAGUAUCGAAAAGGAAAGGGCUCAAGCCCUUAAGAAAAUGAGGUCCCUGGAAAAGUCUAGGUACCAGCAGAGCUUCACUAACGACGACGAGGAUAAUAUCGUUUUCGAGGAUUUCGCCAGGUUCAGGCUGAGUCGGGACGAGCUCGAAUAAGAAAGGAGUGUUUGCAAAUACUACAAUCAGCAAAAAAAUAUUUAAAAAAAUGAAAAAAUCAUUAAAAAAAAACAAAAAACUAAGUCCACCCAUCAAAGCAUUGGGUUUUCUGCCAGAAGUGGGUAAAGACAAAAUUGAUGACAUUAUAAAAGAAUCACUUACAAAAAUAAUUAUGCAUAAUUAUUUAUUUUGCUAACAAUAUAAAUAUAUAGGACUAGGUAUAGAUUGUAGUCGUGCAUGCAUAAAAAUAAAUAAUAUAUUAAAGGUAUAGCUGUUUUAUUUGUACACAGACAACUGAUAAUUGCGAUUU